Metarhizium album ARSEF 1941 is the source of this 489-nucleotide messenger RNA. RefSeq lists its product as uncharacterized. The transcript is spliced from 2 exons. NCBI's taxonomy places the organism in Eukaryota, Fungi, Ascomycota, Sordariomycetes, Hypocreales, Clavicipitaceae. The record is from RefSeq and is a predicted model, not a curated record. Bases 1 to 489 code for a protein of 162 amino acids.
AUGUCGGUCAAUUCCAACACCAGCCUGCCCAAUCGUCUUGUAGAGUCCCAACAACAAUCCCACCCUGGCCCUCAGCGGUUUGCCGUCAACUCAGACCCUGCGGCUGUGCACAGGGCCACUGUCGAGGAGGGCGUCGCUGUCGUCGAAGGGUUUCUUUCGCCAGGACAGGUGCAAAAGCUCAACGGAGACGUCACCGCGCCCUUGGAUGCCUUUUGCAAGCAGCCAAAGUCGGCGGCGCCGGAUGCAAAACGACCAUGGAUGGCCGACUUCGUGUCUGAGCACGUCUCCCGCGCACACAACUUGGUCGGCUUCAGCCACGUUUUCCGCCACGAGAUUCCGAAGCACGAGUUCAUGCAUGAGAUAUGUCGUCAGACAUUGCUGGCGUCGGGCGACUAUUGGCUGCGCUACGUAGCCGUCAUCGAGAACGGCCCAGGAACGAGCGAGCAAAAGUGGCACAGGGGCCAGCCCGACUGCGGCUCGGUCAAGUAA